CUUCAGCACAUUCAGAAGAACUUUAGGAACCUGAGCGCGAUCAGGGCAACUCUUUCAGGACUCAAUCUCAUUCUAAACAUAAUGAAACCUAUUUUUAACCUCUUACUCACUGCAUGUGUUUUACAUCUGACUUCAUCAACAGAACAUAAUGGACCUCUCCUGCACACAAGACUGGGAGUCCUUAGGGGGGACUACAUGCGUGUUCACGGAAAGGCAACAGUGGUCCAUGCCUACCUGGGGGUGCCUUUUGCCCAACCUCCAGUGGGAAACCUAAGACUGGCUCCACCACAACCUGGGCAAGGGUGGGGGGGCAUCAGAGAUGCCACCCAAUUCCCUCCCAUGUGUGUACAAGACACAACAUUUUCUACAGGCCUGCUGGAGUCCGUCGGCCUGGUCAUGGAUCUGCCUGAGGUGUCUGAGGACUGCCUAUAUGUCAAUGUCUACACUCCUGCUCAGCCUGCCAAAGAUGCAAAGUUACCUGUGAUGGUGUGGAUCCAUGGAGGAGCGUUUCUUAUGGGGUGUGCCUCCAUGUUUGAUGGAUCUGCCCUGGCAGCGUAUCAGAAUGUGGUUGUGGUUCACAUGCAGUACAGGCUGGGCAUGCUGGGGUUCUUCAGCACAGGAGACGAUAACGCCCCGGGAAACCUGGGCCUUCUGGACCAGCUAGCGGCGCUGGAGUGGGUCAAAGACAACAUCCACAGCUUUGGGGGGGACUCGUCCUCCGUCACAAUAUUUGGAGCGUCUGCAGGGGGUGUUAGCGUGUCACUGCUGGUUCUUUCCCCGCUAAGCGCGGGUCUUUUCCAUCGCGCCAUAGCAGAGAGUGGCACAGCGGGCAUGGUUUCCAUCAUGAACGCUGAUCCUCUGCCCUCAGCAAAGAUUGUGGCCAAUGCAACACACUGUGAGGGCACCAAGCCAGACCAGAUUGUGGAUUGUGUGAUGCGGAUGUCAGCAGAGGAAAUCAUAAAGUUUCAGCAGGAGCAUCUUCAGGUGUUCUUUGGAGUGGUGACGGAUGGCUAUUUUCUACCAAAGCCAAUACCAGACCUUCUUAAUUCUCAUGAGUUCAACAAGGUGCCAUUAAUUAAUGGUGUAACUAACCAUGAAUAUGGCUGGGGGCUACCGAGAUUUUGGGCCCCACCUGACUGGGUAGAGGGGAUGGAUCGUGACUCAGUCAAAACUUAUUUUGACCUCUUCUACCCUAAUCCGGACACCGAAAUCAGCACCGCCUUGAUCAUGAACGAGUACAUAGGGAAUGGAGAAGACCGCAUCAAAAACAGAGAUGGCUAUACUGAGUUUUUUGGAGACAUUACGUUCACCAUUCCUGCUAUCACAGUAUCAAAUGCUCACCGAGAUUCGGGAGCACCAGUCUUUGCCUAUGAGUUCCAGCACCCGCCAAACAUGCUUGCAAAGAGACGCCCCAGCUUUGUCAGAGCAGACCACGGAGACGAGACUGUCUUUGCGUUUGGAGUCUGCUUCCUUAACGGCCGCCUCAAGCUGAAUGGCACGUUUACGGAGGAGGAGGAGGAGCUGUGUAGAACGAUGAUGGCAUACUGGGGCAACUUUGCACGCACCGGAUCCCCCAACGGGCCUGGCUUGACCCAUUGGCCUGCAUACGGUGCCAGGGAGGAGUACCUGGGUAUCGGGCUGAAGCAGCAGGCGGGACAACACCUGAUGGGUGACCGCUACACCUUCAUGACCCAGACACUGCCAGAGAAGAUCCAGGAGAUGAAGCAGCAGCAGCAGCAGCAGCAGCAGCAGGGAUCACAGCAGCAGCAGCAGCAGCAGCAGCAGCAGCAGGGAUCACAGCAGCAGCAGCAGGGAUCACAGCAGCAGCAGCAGCAGCAGCAGCAGGGAUCACAGCAGCAGCAGCAGCAGCAGCAGCAGCAGCAGCGCUCUGAGCUCUAGAGGAGACAGCUGCUGAUCACCUGAUCCAAUCACACUCAUGUCAGCCAGACCUCUUGUUAUGGCAGCAGAUCCAGUAUGUUGUGGAAAAUAAUGCACUCAAUAAAAAUACAUCUUUAUCUAAAAAUGUUAAAUCCAGUUACCAGAAUAAUUAAAUCCAGUAACCAGAAUUAAAAAUAAUUCCUUUUCUCUACUGAGCAAAUAAACAAGCACGU
Messenger RNA from Sardina pilchardus (European sardine), 2111 nucleotides. Its product is annotated as fatty acyl-CoA hydrolase precursor, medium chain-like. The transcript is spliced from 13 exons. The record is from RefSeq and is a predicted model, not a curated record. Lineage: Eukaryota; Metazoa; Chordata; Actinopteri; Clupeiformes; Clupeidae. The coding region runs from base 82 to 1899 and encodes 605 amino acids.